Messenger RNA from Ctenopharyngodon idella (grass carp), 2728 nucleotides. It is a transcript of the gene rab24, whose product is annotated as RAB24, member RAS oncogene family. Lineage: Eukaryota; Metazoa; Chordata; Actinopteri; Cypriniformes; Xenocyprididae. The transcript has 9 exons. Gene Ontology annotation, molecular function: GTPase activity; GTP binding. The record is from RefSeq and is a predicted model, not a curated record. Bases 473 to 1081 code for a protein of 202 amino acids.
GUGAAGUCACAUCCUCCUCUAUAUAAACAAAAAAACAUACACUAGUUUAUUCCAGCUAGCUAGACACACUACAGUUCCUCUUCUACCGAAUACAUCUAACAUCUGUCAGACCAUUUACUGUAGUAAUUCCCAUGUAAACGGGAAAAAACAUGGCUCGGAAAUUAUCUAUCUCUGCUGUAUUUAGUGAUGUUGUAAGCUAAGCUGUUUUCCUUUCGUUUUACGGUGAACAAUCACCGAUUAUUUUAUUUUUGACCGUGUCCUCAGUUUGAAGUGUCUUGUGAUUCGCUGCUUGUAUUUAUUCAUCAAGUAGUCUUUAAUUGUAUUAGGAGUUUUCAGUGGCACAUCAAUGUGGAUUGCUAACUGAACAAUUAGCCACCCACUUACAGUAUUUAUCUGUCAGUAAAGUCACUCUGAAGUCCCGUCAACUGAUACGGUAAAAGCACAGUGUCUUUUUCUACAAACCCAAAUAAUCAUGACUGCCAUGCGAGUGGAUGCUAAAGUGGUCAUGCUUGGCAAGGAGAGUGUUGGUAAAACCAGCCUGGUGGAAAGAUACGUACAUCGCCGCUUUCUUGUGGGACCUUAUCAAAAUACUAUAGGGGCUGCGUUUGUUGCAAAAGCCCUCAAUGUCGGUGACAAAGUGGUUACGCUGGGAAUAUGGGACACUGCUGGGUCUGAACGUUACGAGGCCAUGAGCAGAAUCUAUUACAGAGGAGCCCGUGCUGCCAUUGUCUGCUAUGAUUUGACUGACAGCAGCAGUUUUAAAAGGGCCAGGUUCUGGGUGAAGGAGCUACAGAACUGUGAAGAGCACUGCAAGAUAUAUUUGUGUGGUACCAAGAGUGACCUAAUUGAAGCCGAUCGAAGUGUGCGGCAAGUAGACUUCCAUGAUGUUCAAGACUUCGCAGAUGAAAUAGGUGCUCAACAUUUUGAGACCUCCAGCAAAACAGGAAAAAAUGUUGAUGAGGUGUUUCAGAAGAUGGCUGAAGAUUUCAGUAGCUGUGCUUUAGAGUUCAUGCAAGAAGAGAAAGGAGUGGAUCUCGGGCAAAAGAAGGACUCUUAUUUUGACAACUGCUGCCAUAACUGACCUAUCACAGGAAAACUGCUGUAUCAUAUGAUCUAUUUUGGGAUGACUGGAAGCUCUCUGUCUUUUAUACUCCUCAAAGCAUCAGCUGGAGUGUUUUGCUUUUUCCUUUUUCUUUUUUGCUGUGCAGUAUGUUGAGAUUGGGCUUUUGAAAACGAAGAAGAUGAAGGAUUCUUCCUUUUCUUGUGUUCUAGCAAUGAAAAAAAUUUUCUUUGUCAGGAACACUUUUUGGACCUGAGAAUAUUGACAAAAGCAAAUGUCAACAGUGAAUGGCAAUCCAUUUUACCAAAAAGAAAAGACACCAAGUAAGCUUUAGGGACAGAUGCCAUUGCAUGGAGAUGAUCGUUGCCAAUUUUCACAAACAAUGCCUUGUGAUUCAUCACCUUUUAUAAUUUAAAGUGUCUCCAUUUUAUAGAUCUUUUGAGGAUUGAAAUGUUUACACCCUUCAUUUAUUACGCUCUGCUGAUACAUGCACGUCCACACUAAACUGAAGCCAUUUAAGUUGCAGUUUUCACAGAUCUGAAACCAGAUCUGAAAACACUUUCUCAUGACAAAGGUUUUGAUGUUGAUGGGUUGGAAGAUCACAAAGAGUAAAAGGUAGUUUCCCAUUCAUGCUCAGCUGAAAAGCUGCUGUCAAUAUUUUAAAGGCUAAUAACUAUAACUAUGGUCACUUGAACAUUAUAAUAUCAUGGUGAAUUUGUCUGGAAAUAUCACAAGAACUGUUAGUUUGCAGUGUUUGAUAAUCAAGCCCAAAGUUUCCUGUAUUAUGUUGUCCAUUAUUUGCAGUUGACUGUUUGACAUAAUAGAUCUAUCCUGUAUUCCAAAAGUGAGUUUAUGUGCAGCCUUUGAUGAAUGUGAUGUUAAUGUUUACAACGUUAUUUCUAUUAUUAUUAUUUAAUUUUACUUCAAUGCAGUUUGGGUAAGAUAUUGUAAACUGGGACACUAACUGUUGUGAACGUGUUUGUGCGAACUUUACAGCCUUAGUUCGCUCUCAGUUCAUAUUGUGAAUGUAUUAAAUACUGCUCAAAGAGGCCUGUAGCUAAAAAAAUAUGGUUCUUGUGAAAAAAAAAAAAUUGCGUAUUUUACAUGUCAUUCUAGAGAGAUCCUGAUAUUGUGCCAUUUUUACUGGGCAUCCUAAAGGAAAAAAGGGCCCAAUAAUAAUUUACUUUGUUACAGAUUAAGUUACAAUGAUCACUUUAAAAAAAAAAGAAAGAAAAAAAAAGGCUAAAGCAUGUGAUCUUAAACACCUCUUGCAUAUACAGACCAUUUUUUACCAAGUUUGUUUAAGUGUAUAAGCGCAGCCCAAAUCAUUAUCAGAUAUUGGAACAAUAAAAUAUCAAGUGUGCGUGCAGCAUGCUUGUAUCAAUACUGUAAAUUAAUCUUAGAACUUUGAGGGGUAAUCACCUAAAUUCAACAUGGAAUUUUUUUUGCCCAACAUAUCAUAUUCAUCCUUUGCUGCCUAUUCCUGCUUGCCCUCACAUGUGUAAGUUAUUUUUGUUUAAGAUCAACUCUCUCACCAAAAUAAUAUUAGCAAUUCUGUGUACUGCAUCAGAGAACAAAAUUCAUUGAAUAUUCUGUAUCAUUCUUGUACAUUACCAAAUACUUUAUAUAUGUGAUUCCAUAGAAAUUAAACUGAAAAUUGAAAUCAAA